CUGCGACUUUUUUGUUUUGUCCCUUUUGAAAAUCAAACAAACAACUACUAAAUAAAUAAACCAGAUAUCUAUUGGUUUAUGAGUUAUAUUAGAUCCACUUCAACACUGAAUCAGAAGCUUUCAGAAGCCUUUUCCAUACUCUCAUCUCAUCUCCUCCAGCAACAGUAAACCACUUCAAAGCCGAAUCGGUUCCUACAUCAUGACCAACAAUAAUGUAAAGGAGCCCUUGCUGUCAGGAUCACUGAAUGAGACUCAAAAAGCUAAACGGCUGUUAAACAAGAGAAGGUUACACCGCUCUAGAAGUGCUCCUAACACAGAUCUUGUUCCUUCUGAGACACAAUGCAAAGAAACAACUCAUCCAAAAACAUCCAUAUUUCAGAAUUUACAUCCAAAUUAUAAAAGAGUGGCUAUCUACCUUGCAGUAUAUUUAGGUGUAGGUGCUUUAAUCUUCUUUCUUGUCAGGGACCAGAUCAAGGGGACGAAAACAGAUGGAAUUCUUGAUGCUUUGUACUUUACAAUUGUUACAAUGACCACUGUUGGAUAUGGAGAUUCUUGUGCAGAUAGCCACCUAACAAAACUACUUGCAUGUGCCCUUUGUUUCUCUGGAUGGCAUGAUCGGAUUGAAUGUAAGCAACGCAGCAGAUUCUUAGUUGAGAAACAGGAACUUUUGCUAGUUAAAGCUAUGCACGUGCACCAAAAAGUUGAUUCAACUGGAAUAUUAAGGGAGCUUGAGACCAAUAAAACAAGAUACAAACUUUUUGUAGUCUUUUUCCUCCUUUUGGUUCUCUUCACUGCAGGGACAAUUUUUCUGGUGACUGUUGAGAAAUUGGAUGUUAUCGAUGCAUUCUACUGUGUUUGUUCUACCAUUACAACCCUUGGUUAUGGGGACAAAAGCUUCUCAACUCAAGCAGGAAGAAUAUUUGCCGUGUUUUGGAUAUUGACAGGUACUAUUACUUUGGCUCAGUUUUUCCUCUACAUUGCUGAGCUAAACACUGAAAUCAGACAAAAGGAGCUUGUGAAGUGGGUGCUUACAAGGAAAGUGACCAAUUUAGAUUUGGAGGCUGCUGAUCUUGAUGAGGAUGGAACUGUUGGGGCUGCUGAAUUUGUAUUUUAACACUGAAGAGAUGGGAAGAUUAGUCAAGAAGAUAUAGCACUUGUGCAUUCAUGAGUUUGAAACAGCUAGAUGUUGAUGAUUCUGUCAUUGUCACCUUCGUGAUAUAACCACUUGCUCACUCAACUUAGAUUAACAAUUACAUUUUGGUACGUGUUAGUAUUUUUUUUUUCUACUAUCAACAUUGUUGAUCACGUUAAUACCA
Vigna umbellata (rice bean) is the source of this 1316-nucleotide messenger RNA. It is a transcript of the gene KCO1, whose product is annotated as Outward rectifying potassium channel protein. Gene Ontology annotation, biological process: potassium ion transmembrane transport; stabilization of membrane potential. The record is from RefSeq and is a predicted model, not a curated record. Lineage: Eukaryota; Viridiplantae; Streptophyta; Magnoliopsida; Fabales; Fabaceae. Gene Ontology annotation, molecular function: potassium ion leak channel activity; outward rectifier potassium channel activity. Gene Ontology annotation, cellular component: plasma membrane; plant-type vacuole membrane.